GCAUCGUUACAAAAUCCCCAAUUCACCUUCCCAACGAUUCAAAUCCCUAAACACGAUCUUGAUUCAAAAAUCGAAUCGAGAAGCCAUGGAUAAAAGCAGCAGCAUCAACUCCACGGCCUCAACCGCUUCCAAUCUGAGCACGGCUUCCCUCGAGAAGCUAGAUCAGGCGGCGAGCUGGUUCGGCGCCACCGUCAUCUCCGCCUUCUUCGCCUCCCUCGAGCGCUGCUCCUGCGUGAACCUAUCUACCUUCGAUGAUGACGACGACGAAGAAGACGACAACGAGGAAUCCAACAGCCGUCCCCUUGCUCACUCCGCCGCUCCUCAACCAGACGACAUCGUUUAGAUUUUUUCUCCGGUGAUCCCUCGGUCUAGGAAUUAAAUCUACGAUGUCAUAUGAACUUUUGAUUGUAUAUCCUUUUUUUUGUUCUCCGAAAUGUUGAUGUGGAAACUGAUUAUGGUUGUUCCUUGUUCAUGAUCUAUGAAGUUUAUUUAUAUAUAUGCUUGGUUUAUUUAUAUUUAUUAUAUAUAUAUAUGCUCAGUCUCUGUUGAGAAACAGCAUAUCAAAAGAAUCAACUGUGUUGAAGAACAGCUUGUGUGUUUUUCUUAUUGUGGGAAUUCUUUUAAAUGUUACUUUGGAG
This is a messenger RNA of Eruca vesicaria subsp. sativa (arugula), 638 nucleotides long. The record is from the annotation of a GenBank genome assembly. Lineage: Eukaryota; Viridiplantae; Streptophyta; Magnoliopsida; Brassicales; Brassicaceae.